GUCGGUCGGAAAGGAGCGCUUCCUCUUAUCUCCUCCGCACGGAAGGACUUCAAAGCAGGCCGGCCGAUCGGCCGGCCGGCCGGCGUGCGCCCGUGCAGGCAUUGCGCCGCAUUGUUCCAAAGUUCUCGUUCAGGCUGGGAAAGCACCUACGCUCGCGGGAGGGACAAAGAGCAGAGAGAGAGCACUCGUGAGGACGACACACAGCCAAGACAAGACACGACGCGACACGACGACUGGGAAAAGACUCGCGGAUGGAUCCCGUCAACUCCACGCAGCUGAGCGUCAACCAAUCGGACGCCAGCGGCGUGCUGACGCAUGGGGUGCUGCCCUGGCUCUACCUGCUCCUCUGCGCGGCGGGCGUGCCGCUCAACGGCGCGGCCGCCUGGAUCUUCUUCCGGGUGCCCAGCGACUCGGCCCUGGUGGUGUACCUGAAGAACAUGGCGGUGGCCGACCUCCUGAUGCUGGCCACCUUCCCCUUCCGGGUGGCGGCGCAGCUGGGGCUGGGCGGCUGGCGCCUCCACGUGGUUCUGUGCCGCUACACCUCGGUGCUCUUCUACUCGUCCAUGUACGUGGGCAUCCUCUUCAUGGGCCUCAUCAGCCUGGAGCGCUACGUCAAGGUGGUGCGCCGCUCGGGCGGCUCCGCCUCGGCCCACUUCCUUCAGAGGGUGGGCGCGGCCCGGCUCCUGGCGCUGCUGGCCUGGAGCCUCCUCAUCCUGUGCGUGCUGCCCAACGCCGUGCUGACCGGCCGGCCGGCCGACCAGGAGACGUCUCGCCACUGCAUGAGGCUGAAGAGCCCGCUGGGGGUGCAGUGGCACCGCGUGUCCACCUUCUUCAGCGUGGGCCUCUUCUGGCUCACUCUGCUGGUUCUGGCCUUCUGUUACUCCUCCAUCACCCGCCGCAUCUACCGCUCAUCCCGCCCCCAAGGCGGCGGCGGCCGCCGCCACGGCGACGACGUACGGCGCAAGUCCAACCGUAGCAUCUUCUGCAUCCUGGCCGUCUUCUUCAUCUGCUUCGUGCCCUACCACGUCUGCCGCGUGCCCUACACCCUCAGCCAGAUGCCGGCGUCCGGGUUCAGCCGAGCCUCGCGCCUCCUGCUCUUCCAGGCCAAGGAGGCCACGCUCUUCCUGUCCGCCGUCAACGUCUGCCUGGAUCCCGUCAUCUACUUCCUCAUGUGCCAAAAGUUUCGAGAGUCUUUGCUCGCCAAGCUCUCCAGAGGGGACGGGAGCGUCUCCCUCACCGCCGCGCCCAGCCUCAGCAACAUUUAGGACCCGAGGAGGUCAGGAAACAUCUCAGGCGUGAGGAUGUGAGCGGAGGAGACUGAGCCGAGAAGAAGCAAAGCGGCCUCGGCCGAACUGUGGAAACACGAUGGAUGGGAGGAACGUGAGAGCCUGUGAGGAAAUGGCGCCAGCCAGGAGAUGGCGGCGGGGUAUGACAGAAAACCAGAGGAGAGGAGGCGAAGGAUCACAUGCGCAACGGAGAAAGAGCAAAAAUAAAAGCAUUUCAUACUUCAAACAAAAAAACUCAGCUCGUUUGUCGAUCAUCCCAAAUGUCAAUAAUCGUCCCGAACGAAAGACUCUGAUUGAUGGAUUCUUUGAAGAUCCGCAGGUGUCCCAAUCAACUUCGCCUAUUUAGUGUGCCCUCUAGCGGACAACUUUGGGUCCAACGCCAACUUGAAGUUGCGCAAACUAACCAAAAGAGGG
Syngnathus acus (greater pipefish) is the source of this 1700-nucleotide messenger RNA. Its product is annotated as P2Y purinoceptor 14. NCBI's taxonomy places the organism in Eukaryota, Metazoa, Chordata, Actinopteri, Syngnathiformes, Syngnathidae. Gene Ontology annotation, molecular function: G protein-coupled purinergic nucleotide receptor activity. The transcript has 2 exons. Gene Ontology annotation, cellular component: membrane. The record is from RefSeq and is a predicted model, not a curated record. Bases 252 to 1265 code for a protein of 337 amino acids. Gene Ontology annotation, biological process: G protein-coupled receptor signaling pathway.